ACAGGCCUCUGCUGAGCUGCCAGCCGCUGGGGGACAUUUAAACUUUAAAGGGCCAAAGUGGACAGCUGGGUGUGACCAGGCUGUGUGGGAGUGUAUGUGUGCUGUAUAUGCAUUUAUCAGCUCAUCCAGUCACUGCGACACUCUCUCCCACAAAGGACUACGAGACCAGAAAUCUGCUUUCCUGACUUGAAUCUCAUCUUCUUCAAACUUCUAAAACACAGAGGACGUUUUCUCUUUUACAAACUUUUCUGAGCGUCUGCCUCCACAAUGGGCGCGUUUAUCGCCAAGAUGCUGCUCCCUACAGUCAGCAGCCUGGUGUUCCUGCCCACAGCCAGCGUGGCCGCCAAACGGGGCUUCCACAUGGAGGCCAUGGUCUACUUCUUCACCAUGUUCUUCACUGCGAUCUACCACGCGUGUGACGGACCAGGCCUCUCCAUCCUGUGUUUCAUGAAGUACGACAUCCUGGAGUACUUCAGUGUGUACGGCACGGCUCUCUCCAUGUGGGUGACGCUCAUCGCUCUGGGUGACUUUGAUGAGCCGCAGCGCUCCAGUAUCACCAUGUUUGGAGUUUUGACCACAGCUGUGCGGAUCUACCAGGAUCGCUGGGGCUAUGGCAUCUACUCUGGACCAAUCGGAUCAGCUGUCUUCAUCAUCACUGUCAAAUGGCUCCAGAAGAUGAGGCAGUUGAGGGCGGUGUAUCCGGAGAAGAAAGUGUACACUCAGCAGGUCGGCCCGGGCUGCUGCUUUGGCGCUCUCGCUCUGAUGCUGCGUUUCUACUUUGAGGAGUGGGACUAUGCUUACGUCCACAGCUUCUACCAUCUGUCUCUGGCCGUGUCCUUCGUUCUGCUGCUGCCAAAGAAGAACCGCUACGCAGGAACAGGACGAAACGCUGCCAAGCUCAGCUGCUUCGCUCUCUGCUGCUGCUCCAUGUCCCCUGGUUCCUCUAAAGACAAGACGGACAAAGUGAAGAAGAAGAAGACCCGGACUGUUUGGACGGUCCCCACAGAGAAGCUGUUGACACGAGGCUGUAGCACCCCCACCCUGCCCCUUUACAACCCCCCACCCUCCACUCCCAUCAAAGGGACCAGCAUCAGCAAGCUGAAAGAGAUGAACGGCUGGAAGUGAACCCAAACACAUAAGAGUCAGGCGACUUCCUCCUGAAGAACAGACGUAGAGGCUGACCUGCUAUGAGAGGAAAAAUGGGAAAGUAACCAAACAACUGUCAGCCUGAUAAACUUGUUCUGUGGCUGCUAAGUUCAUCUUCUUCAGCAGGAAACCAACCGUCAUGUGGACAUUCCCUUUUCUACUCCAAGAAAUCCUUUUUGACUGGGAGAAUAUUUAAGAUCAGCUGAGCGGAGGACUCCAGCGGUGAAUAUCCAGAAAUGCUCUGAUGUGGAUGGAACAGAGGCGACCCGGGCCUCGGGUUGCCCUCAAAGACCCCGAUAAGAACCUGAGCCGUGUGAACCUGAGGACAGGCAGCACGCUACCAAAGAACACACACAGCACGGACAGGGAGACGCUGGACGAGACGAGCUAGUAAAACUGACCGGAAAAUUUAUGAGAAGAACAAACAGCGGAUGGUUUAUCUCUCCAAAAUAUAUAAAUUGUCUUUAGAAAUGUUUCUCAGGGGAGACCCUUCGUCUGCUCGCCCCCUCCCUCCCCCCCCUCCUCUUUCUCCACGCGGCACAGUUUGUUCAUGAGAAUUACAAGACUGUAAAGUGCUUUUUACCUCUUUUAUGUGUCCUCAGGGUGCAGAGUGUGUGGAGCAUCAGACGGCCCAGACAUCAGUCUGUAACCCGACUGGACUGACAUGUUGAUGUGAGUCUGGAUCAGCAGGUGGACUCCUCUGUCUGUAAAACCUGCUUCACUGAUCGAGCAGCUCUGGCUCCGACUCGGUCCCUGAUGUGCAGUCUUCAGACUGUUCAGUGUAUCAGUUGGAAGCUUCUGUAAAUAUAUUGUUAUUUAUUGCAGUAUGAAAGAAUGUACAUUAAGUAAACCAUGUGUUUGUUUUUUUUUUACUUUUGUAUUUUGGCUGUCAAGUGAUUACAUUUUUAAAUCGCUACUUUUCAAUAGUAACUUCCAUUAUUUCACAUUUAAAAUAAAA
Labrus mixtus (cuckoo wrasse) is the source of this 2104-nucleotide messenger RNA. It is a transcript of the gene mymk, whose product is annotated as myomaker, myoblast fusion factor. Gene Ontology annotation, cellular component: plasma membrane. NCBI's taxonomy places the organism in Eukaryota, Metazoa, Chordata, Actinopteri, Labriformes, Labridae. The transcript is spliced from 6 exons. The record is from RefSeq and is a predicted model, not a curated record. Bases 268 to 1125 code for a protein of 285 amino acids.